Messenger RNA from Zymoseptoria tritici IPO323, 1650 nucleotides. RefSeq lists its product as uncharacterized. The annotation marks the transcript as partial. NCBI's taxonomy places the organism in Eukaryota, Fungi, Ascomycota, Dothideomycetes, Mycosphaerellales, Mycosphaerellaceae. Gene Ontology annotation, molecular function: oxidoreductase activity. The transcript is spliced from 15 exons. The record is from RefSeq and is a predicted model, not a curated record.
GAACUCCGUUUCGACAACCAAGUCGCAGUCGUUACCGGUGCCGGCGCCGGACUCGGUCGACAAUACGCCCUCUGUCUCGCUUCUCGAGGCUGUAAAGUCGUGGUCAACGACUUGGGCGGAACUUUCAACGGCGUCGGCGAUUCGACUUCGUCGAAAGUUGCGGACCAAGUCGUCGAGGAGAUCCGAAAAGCUGGAGGCGAAGCGGUUGCGAAUUAUGAUAAUGUACUGGAUGGGGAGAAGAUUGUGCAGACUGCUGUUGAUACGUGGGGGAGGGUUGAUAUUCUGAUCAACAAUGCGGGUAUUCUGAGAGAUGUCAGUCUGAGGAAUAUGAAGGAUGGGGAUUGGGAUGCGAUUAUUGGGGUUCACUUGCACGGAGCGUACAAGACCAGCAGAGCUGCAUGGCCAUACAUGCGUAAGCAGAAGUUCGGACGGAUCAUCCAGACUACCAGUGCAUCUGGACUGUUUGGAAACUUCGGGUCAUCGAACUAUGCGGCCGCCAAGGUCGCCCUUGUGGGUUUUGGAGAAACAUUGGCGAAGGAGGGAGCAAAGUACAACAUCACAUGCAAUAUCCUCGCGCCUGGAGCUGCAUCUCGCUUGACGCAGACUGUCUGGACGGAGGAGAUGAUGAGACUCAUGUCGACUUCAUGGGUCGUACCCCUCCCAAUCUUCCUCGUUCACUCCUCCUGCAAUUCAAAUGGGGCGUUGUUUGAGGCAGGGGCUGGACAUUUCGCCAAAAUCAGAUGGGAACGAAGUCGAGGACUCACGCUGAAAACCAACGGCCUAACACCACAGCACAUCCUCAACAACUGGAGCAAAGUCACAGACGUCACCGACGCAGAACACCCCGACGGUCCUCCAGAGAUGAUGAAGCUCCUUCAAAACGCCAACAGCAUGCCCGACAACAAGCCCGUCUCGAACGACGGACUGCAAUUGAAGGGCAAAGUGGCGCUUGUGACGGGUGCCGGCGCAGGUCUCGGACGAGCAUACGCCAUGGAACUGGCGAAGUACGGCUGCAAGGUCAUGGUUUGCGAUGUUAAGAACGCCGCUACGGUCGCUGAGGAGAUCAAGAAGGCUGGUGGGGAGGCGAAGUCGACUGAUAUUUCUGCUGAGCGGGGUGAUGAGGUUGUGAAAGCGGUUGUGGACGCUUGGGGUCGUAUUGAUAUUGCUGUGAACAAUGCGGGGAUUUUGAGAGAUAAGAGUAUGAGCAAGAUGUCGUUUGAGGAGUGGACGCAGGUCAUGAACUGUCACCUGCGAUCGACGUUCAAGGUCACGAAGGCGGCCUUCCCGUACAUGACGAAGCAGAAGUUCGGCCGUAUUGUCAACGUAACUUCCACGAGCGGUAUCUACGGAAACUUUGGGCAAGCCAACUACGCCGCUGCAAAAGCAGGCAUCAUCGGCUUCACCAAAGCCAUCGGCCGCGAAGGUCAAAAGUACAACAUCAAAACCAACGUCCUCGCCCCCUCAGCCGGAACAUCCAUGACCAAAACAAUCUGGCCCGAAGACCUCGUUUCCGCCAUGGACCCCUCCUUCGUCUCCCCCGUCGUCGCUCUCCUCUGCAGCGCCGCCUGCCCCAUCAACGGUACUAUCAUCGAAGCGGCGGGCGGUUGGUUCGCUACGACGAGAUGGCAGAGGACGAGGGGGGUGGACUUU